This is a messenger RNA of Pseudo-nitzschia multistriata, 2437 nucleotides long. Lineage: Eukaryota; Bacillariophyta; Bacillariophyceae; Bacillariales; Bacillariaceae. The record is from the annotation of a GenBank genome assembly.
AAUCAACACGAAGAGGAACAAAAAAGAAAAAAAACUAAAAAAAACACCCCCAGUCGUACAAAAGCAAACCAGAUCUCUGUACUUCGAAGUAAGUGGUCAAUGGAAUUUUCAUUUAGUAGCGGCAAUUGUUCAAUAUUCUCCCUGUGCUCACUUUCGACUUCGUAUUAUCGAUUCUCAUUUUCCAAAACAGCGCAAAUGCAAGCCGGCAGAUAUGUAUCAAAAUUAUAACGACGUGUACACUCCAUCGGUCCUUGCUCCGACGCUUGACUGGAAUUUCAAUCGCGGUUUAUCCACGUCAUCGAAAGCCCUUGGUAAUUCCAGAUUUCCUACUAUGCUCUCGGUUUUUAACGAACCCAGCAAGAAAAUCUUUGCGACUGCGCAGCUUGAAAUUAACGCUACAACUGUCAGUGAUAUCGAAAAUGGCGAUCCUAUUCAGUAUCUCCAGUACGACGGAAGCAAUCUCGCAAACCAAGAUACUUCAUCAGAAACGACUGCGAUUACCAAUCUCAUGGAAUAUACCCAGGAUGCGGACACUCAGAUAUAUUAUCCAAUCGAUGAUGGCAAUUCCUACAUUUACAGUUUGGUUGGUCUCCAAAACGGACAAGUAAAUCUUUGCCAAGUUUUCAUGGGUUCUGAGGUUGAGUGGACCACCUCAUGUUGGUUCACAAUCGAAGACCUUGGAGAUGCCAUCGCAGAUAUGCUGUACAUUCCACAAGUAAGUACACUAAAUCAGCAACCAAGACGUUUGGCGCAACAUUUCGACUACUCAAUUUAUAAUCUUACACCACUGAUCUCAUUCUUCAAAACUUCUGAAAGGUAAACAUAGUAAUCAUGCUCACGGUCAAGAACGUUAUGGUGGUCUAUAAUGUAUCUUGGAGCAACAGUGUGCCCACUUUGACUUAUUUUGGUCAGAAGAGUACGUUCAACGAGCAUGUUUCCGAGUUUCAUCCUUUGAUUGAUCCCGCUAAUGAAUUGAUUUUUUUCAUUUUCUCCGCUUAAAGAUGAUCUCUCUGAAUGCUACGAUGGAAGUUCCGCUGACAGUGAGGACAAAAAAGAAAGCGGCUGCCACGAGCUUCCAUCCCCUCGUUCUUUGAGCGGUCUUUUUGUUGAUGAAAACAACAUCUUCGUCUAUUUAUGCGCGCCCCAAGGACUCUUGGCGUUCCAACUCUAUACUUGGGGAACUAAUCCUCUCGUAAACGUUCAAGGCUCCGACAAUGAUUGGAUUGGCACUGACUUCUGCGUCCAGAGCGUUCCCACCCCAUACGGCCUUUACUUGCAUAACCAGAUGGAAGUCCUAUUCUUGCCUUUUGUACAGUAUGAUCCGGCGAAGGACUCUUCAAUCCCUCCUUAUGCAAUGUUUGGGAAUGCAAACCCCGAGAUUUAUCUUGUCUACCGACGUCUCACGCCAACAGACGAUGUCGGUAGCUCACAUUCCAACGAUAGUGGGGAAGAUACGUUUGACUUGAUUACGUCUAUUGUAAGUUCUCCCUCGUGGUAAAAUCGACACCGAAAAGAACGAAAGAAAGACGAACGUUCUAUCUCAACACCUUUCGUUCAUGCUGUCCCAUAGGCGUUUUCCCCAAACACGAACAAUGUGGUAAGUGGUCGAAGCCACGUUACAGGCAAUAUGCAAAGCUUUUACGAAGGAGGUGCUCUCGUCAUCGCCACGAUUCGAUACGAUGACACCGUUGUAGGAACCACAAAGUGCCUUAGCGGAAAAUUCAACAAGGAUGACGCUACUCCCUCCUACAGCAGCACUUGUCCCGGUUCGAUUGUUUUGAACGAUAUUUGUGCCCAAGGCAAAAACAACGAAUUCAUCAACGACCUCAUCGAUGGACCUGCCUAUGGCUUACAGGUAGAUAACAACAUGAAUAUCCUCACCCAAAAUGGGCAGGGUGGUAUUUCUUUCUUUUCGGUCGGCUACUUGCCCGGUAUGGCGCAAGAUGGAGUCUUUUUGGCAAAUUUAGUAAGUCCUCGCAAGGCUCUAAUUGAUUUAUUGAACUGAUUCCAAAGUUCCGAUUACGGUCUCUCAUUCUCCUAUCCUUUGUUGUGCUCAAUGUAGGUCAAUCCAUGCAGUGGUUCCAAAAUUAAAACUAUCCUUGCGGCUGUUUUGGCGGCUGCUGCAUUGAUUAUAGGUUGUGUUGCUUUCCUUCCUGCAUUGGCUGGAACAGCAGCAGCUACUGCGCUUGCUGCUACAAGCCUUGCAGCCGGAACGGUGCGUAGUGAGAUUCCUUUCUGAUGAGAUCAGAGAAGAGAGGAACAGAAUGUUGCACGCUCUCGAUAUCGUUCUUUCUGUCAAGUUUUGCUAAACUGAAUGUUCUUCUAUUUGUUUUGACCGUGCAUCGUGCUUGUGUUAGGCCGGAGCUGUUGUCCCGUUCGUCUAAAUCUUUCGGUCGACGAAAAUCAGAAGUGCAAAAAAAAAAGGACAAACAAGUCG